Messenger RNA from Salvelinus namaycush (lake trout), 871 nucleotides. RefSeq names its product myozenin-2-like. Gene Ontology annotation, cellular component: Z disc; actin cytoskeleton. Gene Ontology annotation, molecular function: FATZ binding; telethonin binding; actin binding. The coding region runs from base 1 to 738 and encodes 245 amino acids. Lineage: Eukaryota; Metazoa; Chordata; Actinopteri; Salmoniformes; Salmonidae. The record is from RefSeq and is a predicted model, not a curated record. The transcript is spliced from 5 exons.
AUGCAAUCAGCUUAUGAUGACCUGGCCAAGCAGAGGAUGCAGCAGUCCAAGGCUUUGUGUUCAGAGGCCGGGCGAGGAGGUCUGAACUUAGGGAAGAAGAUCAGUAUACCCAAGGAUGUGAUGAUGGAAGAGUUGAACCUUCAGUCCAACCGUGGCUCCCGCAUGUUCCAGGAGAGACUGAAGAGGGUGGAGAGGUUCACUCUGGAGAACCAAGUCAACAACUUAUACAGCAAUGUAAGAACACACACACAUACACACACACACAGCCCUGGGGGGAAGGAGAACCAGGCAUAUAUGAUGCCUGGCAAACACAGCCUGAUCACCACCCUACAGAAAACUGUUGCCAAGAAGGGCAGCCCCAAUGCCAUCGCCCCAGGCUACGGGAGCCCCCUGAAGGAGAUCCCCCGUGAGAAGUUCAACCUGACAACCAGGUCCUACUGUUCCCCCUGGAGGGAAGCCCUGGGUGACAGUGACAAGCUCCUGUUGACUCUCAGCACCCAGCUCCCACAGGGGGCCACACUACAGCUGGCCAACUACAGGUGCUUCAACAGAGCGGCCACACCUUUUGGAGGCCCACAGCAACAGAGUAAGAGGGUGAUCCCAGUGAUGGGGUUCGAGCUGUUGGACUCACAGCACCUCCCUGGUACGACCCUGGACCGCAUGUGUAAACGUCCCAACUUCAACAGAGCACCACGGGGAUGGGGUCAUGACUACUCCCCUGAAUCCACCGACCUGUGAUUGGCCCACUGCUCACCUACAUCCUUCAAACUUCAUGUGACAUCACAGGCUAAAAGACUGAAGCAUUAAUCUGCUCUUAUUACCCAUCCUCAUCCCUCUGGAUUGAAAGAUGACCUAUCCGGAUUAGGAAGAA